GAAAACGGCAUCACAGAUAUUGGGUUCGAGCAUCAUUAUCUAGACGAGUGAACGUUGGUGCUGGGGAUUUGAUGAAUGAUAUCCAAAAUGAUUACAUUAGAUUGUAUGUAAACAUCGCACAUGAUGUCAUAAUUUUCUGAGAAUGUCUUCCCCUGAUUAUGGAAAGGUGAACAAGCUAUGUGAACUUUUUGAUAUGAUGACAACAUUCAAGGUCGCGACAAAUGAUAGCAAAUCUUUACGACAUUUGUCACAAAGACACCGACUUCCAGUAAAGAAUCAUAACGAACGAAAUAUUCACGCGGUAGUCAGAGGCAUGUCCGCAAUGUUUUCGGAAAAGGAGAUCAAAGGGGAAUUAGAACUGAGGGGAUAUACUCCUCUCCACAUUAUCCGACUCAAACGCAGUGGCGGCGCACCCAUGCCUUUGGCGGUCGUGAUACUACCCAAGAUUGAAAAGUCCCAGCAGCUAUUCAGUGAACAUGAGCUGCUGGGUCUAGCAAUCAGAGUUGAACUUCAAAAGAACUCUAGACUUAUUGGGCAGUGUCACCGCUACCAAAGAUGUACCCAAGAUACUAUAAUAGGCUACAUAAAUAAUAGAGACUUUUCCAUUUUUUGGUAA
Messenger RNA from Acanthoscelides obtectus, 616 nucleotides. The record is from the annotation of a GenBank genome assembly. Lineage: Eukaryota; Metazoa; Arthropoda; Insecta; Coleoptera; Chrysomelidae.